AUGUGUGAUGUUAUAAGAAAAUAUGAAUCUACAAAAAGUUUUGUUCAACAAUUACAACAAACAACAGCUACAUUUACAUCAAAUGGAGAUGUUUAUAAAAUUGAACGAAGUAUUCGUAAAGUAGUUCCAUUUCAAACAGCAGCACAACAAUUAGCUGAUGAAUGUGUGAACCAAGUAAGACGUGAUCAAUAUUGCAUAUUUGUAUCUGAUCGACCACCAUUAAUAAAUGCACAAGCAGCACGAGAAAUUAUCGAAGAAGCUAAAGUAUUACUUCAACAUGAUUUACAAGCAAUGGGUUUUGGUAUUGUAAUUCAAAAACCACAGAAUGAUAAUAAAGAUGAACAUAUUUCAAAUUCGGAUACAGAUUCUAAUGAAGAAGAAAAUGACAAUGAAAGUGAUAGUUUUUCAUCAAAAUUAUCUUCAACUAUACAAUUUCCAUGUUUAAUUGAUGAUAAAAAUAUAAAUAUUCGUAAUGCUUAUGUUGAUGGAAAAUAUAUUUGUUCAGAAUUUACUUUAAUGAUUGAACAUAAAGAAACUACUGCUAUUAGUUGUUUUACCAAAAAGAUAACAAAAAAGAUUUCUGAAAAAUUAUAUUUACAAUAUGUUGCUUGUGCUUUUAGUAUUCAUAAAGUUUAUAUCAUUGACAUUGCAAAAGAUGAACAAUCACGAAUUAUUGAUUUACAAAUAUGUGCAUGGUUAAAACAAGAUCCUAUUGAAUUCGAUCGAAUUUCAACUUGGAUUGAAGAACAUCAUAGUGUACUUCAAUUUGAUAAUGAUAGUCAUCGUGAAAUGGCAUGUUUAAAAAUUGCUAGCGAAGUCCUCCUAUAUGCAUCAAUUGUUCCAAUAAUUAAACAACAAAUGAAUAAAAUAAAUUUAUGGAAUUAUUAUAUAACUAUUGAAAUGCCAGCAUUAAAUAUUAUUCUUCAGAUGUUACUCAAUGGAAUUUUAAUUGAUCGUGAAGAAUUAAUUAAUGCUCGAGAAGAUCUUCUUACUCUAAUGAAUAAACUUGAAUUACAAGCAUAUCGUUUAGUUAAACGUCGUUUUAAAAUGAAUAGACAAAAAGAUCUUAUAAAAAUUCUUUAUGGUGAACUUCAUUUACCAAUACAAUAUACACCACAUGGUCGUAUAUGUUUUAAAAAAUCUUAUUUAAAUGUUUUAGCUGAUAAACAUCCAUUACCAAAAUUAAUUAUUGAAUAUCGACAAGUUCAAAGUGCUCAUGAUCGAUGUAUUGAUCAUUUUGAACAGUAUAUUAAUGAACCAAUUAAACCACAAUCAUUACAACGUUUACGACGAGAAGUUUUAUGGCAAACUGAACGUACUUAUGCUUAUUGUCAUUUUUUUACAGCAACUGGACGUAUGAUUAUUGUUAAUCCACCAUUACAACAUGUUCCAAAACAUUUUCUUAUUCAAUCAUUACAAAAAGAAUCAACAAUUCGAUUACGAAAAAUGAUUGUUGCUCGAGCAGAUUUUCAACUCGUUUCUUUUGAUUAUUCUCAAUUGGAAUUAUGUGUUCUUGCUCAUCUUUCCAAUGAUGAAAAAUUAAAAACACAUUUAAUAAAUGAUACUGAUUUUUUCAUAUCACUUGCUGCUGAUCUUUUAAAAAAACCAGAACAUGAAAUAACACGUGAACAACGUCAAAAUGCUAAACAAAUUUGUUAUGGUAUUCACUAUGGAAUGUCAAAAGAAACAUUUGCACGUGAAACACAAAAUGAAUAUCAAUGA
Molecule: messenger RNA, 1722 nt
Organism: Rotaria sordida
Lineage: Eukaryota; Metazoa; Rotifera; Eurotatoria; Philodinida; Philodinidae
Source: the annotation of a GenBank genome assembly